CAUCACAUUCACAACCCUCUAAAUCUCACACCAAAACAAAGUCAAAAUUCACCAAAUAUGAUAGUAGAAUUAUUUGUACUUCCUAAUUGGGUUACAUUUUGUACAACAUUUGUCAUCCUUCUCCUAUUCAUCCACCGUCUUCGUCUCCAUCGCCGCAAAUACAAUCUACCACCAGGACCAAAACCAUGGCCUAUAAUAGGAAAUAUGAACCUUAUCGGAUCCCUCCCACAUCAAUCCAUCCAUGGGCUCACUAAAAAAUAUGGCCCCAUCAUGCGUCUAUGGUUCGGAUCCAAACUCGUCAUUGUGGGCUCGAGCCCAGAUAUAGCCAAAGCUUUCCUUAAAACAAACGACAUUGUCCUUGUCGGACGACCCAAAUUUGCCUGCGGAAAAUACACAACUUAUAACUACUCUAACAUCACUUGGAACCCAUACGGUCCAUAUUUUCAACAAGCCCGUAAAAUGUUUCAAAGGGAAUUGUUUAGUGUAAAAAGUCUCGAGUCUUAUGAGUACAUGAGAAAAGAAGAAUUACAUAUUUUUCUGCAUAAACUCUUCAAUUCAAAAAAUAAAACUAUUUUGUUGAAGGACCAUCUUUCAACUUUUAGUCUUAAUAUUAUAAGCCGCAUGGUGUUGGGGAAGAAAUACUUGGAGAAGAGUGAAAAUGUUAUUAUUUCCCCUGAAGAGUUUAAGGAGAUGUUGGAUGAGUUGUUUUUGCUUAAUGGGGUCUUCAAUAUUGGGGAUUUUAUUCCUUGGAUUCAAUUCUUAGACUUGCAAGGUUAUGUGAAGAGAAUGAAGGCUUGUGGUAAGAGAUUUAAUAGGUUUAUGGAACAUGUGUUGGAGGAGCACAUUGAAAGAAGGAAAGAUGUUAAGGAUUAUGUUGCUAAAGAUAUGGUGGAUGUGUUAUUGCAGCUUGCUGAGAAUCCUAAUCUUGAAGUCAAAAUUAAGAGGAAUGGAGUUAAAGCGUUUACUCAGGACCUAAUAGCUGGUGGGACAGAUACCUCUUCUGUAAUAAUAGAAUGGGCAAUUUCUGAGCUUGUGAAAAGGCCAGAGAUUAUCAAGAGAGCUACAGAGGAACUAGAUAGAGUAAUAGGGAGAGAUAGAUGGGUUGAAGAGAAAGACAUUGUCAAUUUACCUUAUGUUUUUGCAAUUGCUAAAGAAACAAUGAGGCUUCAUCCUGUGACACCAAUGUUAGUGCCAAGAGAAGCUACUGAGAAUUGCAAUGUUGAUGGUUAUGAUAUACCAAAAGGGACUAUGAUUCUUGUCAAUACUUGGACAAUUGGAAGAGAUUCUGAUAGUUGGGAUAAUCCAUAUGAAUUUAUACCAGAGAGGUUUAUUAACAAUGAUAUAGAUAUAAUAAAAGGACAUGAUUAUAAGAUGUUGCCAUUAGGUGCUGGUAGAAGGAUGUGUCCUGGUUAUCCUCUUGGUCUUAAGGUGGUUCAAUCAAGUUUGGCUAACUUGUUGCAUGGAUUUAAUUGGAGAUUACCUAAUGAUAUGAAAAAAGAGGAUUUAAAUAUGGAGGAGAUUUUUGGGCUCACUACACCUAAGAAAAUACCAUUAGAAGUUGUUUUGGAGCCUAAACUUCCGUAUCAUCUUUAUUGCCUCUAAGUAUUUUUCUCUAAUAAUAUUGGGAAUAAUGGGAUUUUUGUGAGUUCAAUGUUAUUAACUUCAUGACAAGAGAAGAAAGAAAAAAGCAAGCGUAAUAAUGAAGAAUAUACGAUGUUGGAAAGUUGGUUAGUAAUGAGUGCAAUAGUAUAUUCCAUCAAAAAUUUAUAUUUUAGAUUCAUUCAAUAAAUGAUGUAUGUGAUUUAUAAUGUAGGUCACAUACAUCAUUUAUUGAAUGAACCUAAAAUAUGAAUUUUUGCUUAUAAUAGUAACUGAAGGAUGUAGUUGUUAUAGAGUUUGUAAUAUUAAAUAAUAGUAUAUUAUAUUAUGCUAUCUCUUGUUUUUUGUUUUUUGAUGGAAUGCAUUUGGUACUCUUAUGUGACUUUUCCUUAUUGCUUAGAAGGGAAGGUGCUUGAAAACAUAAUGAAUGGGUUUGAAUUGUAAGGUUAAUUAAGUAAAUGGUCUUUAUAAAUAUAAGAAUUUUGUUUUUA
Messenger RNA from Medicago truncatula (barrel medic), 2090 nucleotides. RefSeq names its product trimethyltridecatetraene synthase. Lineage: Eukaryota; Viridiplantae; Streptophyta; Magnoliopsida; Fabales; Fabaceae. The transcript is spliced from 2 exons. Gene Ontology annotation, molecular function: oxidoreductase activity, acting on paired donors, with incorporation or reduction of molecular oxygen; monooxygenase activity; iron ion binding. The record is from RefSeq and is a predicted model, not a curated record. Bases 58 to 1602 code for a protein of 514 amino acids.